Juglans regia (Persian walnut) is the source of this 6443-nucleotide messenger RNA. Its product is annotated as protein TSS. The record is from RefSeq and is a predicted model, not a curated record. Gene Ontology annotation, cellular component: cytoplasm. The transcript is spliced from 26 exons. Lineage: Eukaryota; Viridiplantae; Streptophyta; Magnoliopsida; Fagales; Juglandaceae. The coding region runs from base 314 to 5980 and encodes 1888 amino acids. Gene Ontology annotation, biological process: organelle organization. Gene Ontology annotation, molecular function: protein binding.
UAUCACACACACGUCUCCCUAUAUCUCUUCCUCUCCCGUUUUCUUAAUCUUUCCUUCGGAGGAUGAGAUAGGUAGCUCCGUUUCCAAAACCCCUUCAAUGGCUUUGCCCUCUUCAUGAUAAUCUCUGCUGAACCCUUAUACCUCUCGGAAAAACCAUCAGUUGCAGCUUUUACGUUUGUGCUUUGUAUUUUCCACAUUGUUUUGUUGUAGCUCAGUUGCUUGAGCUAUUGCUUCUUUUUCCUCGGAACCUUUACUCUCCCUUGUUCAAUACAUAAAAGCUCUUGAGACUUUCUGUUUUGCUAUCUGGUUGAAAAUGGCACCCAGAAACAAUCGUGGAAAGGCGAAAGGAGAGAAGAAGAAGAAAGAAGAGAAGGUUCUUCCAGUUGUUAUGGAUAUCACUGUAAACCUUCCCGACGAAACUUGUGUCAUUUUAAGGGGAAUAUCGACGGAUAGGAUAAUUGAUGUUCGUCGGCUUUUAUCAGUAAACACCGAGACGUGUAACAUCACCAAUUUUUCACUAUCGCACGAGGUAAGAGGGCCACGUUUGAAAGACACAGUGGACGUUUCCGCACUGAAGCCCUACCUCCUGACUUUGGUGGAAGAGGAGUACGAUGAAGUACGCGCGGUGGCGCACGUUAGAAGGUUGCUGGACAUCGUCGCCUGCACGACCAGCUUUGGCUCGUCAUCAACGACCAAGGACUGUUCCAAGUCCGAGGCUAGUAAGAAUGCGUCGGGUGCGCAGGAUAAGGCCGCCGCUAAGAAAUCCACCACCGCCAUCCCUGGUGGCAGCAGCAAGGCUCAAGGGACUGCUGUCAAGCAGGACCUGGCAAUGGAGGGGGAAGGAGAUAUAACCCACUCGUGCCCCAAGCUCGGAACCUUCUACGACUUCUUCUCUCUCUCCCAUCUCACUCCUCCUCUACAGUUUAUAAGGAGAGCAAUAAGUCGACAUUUCAAUGACAUUUCAGCGGAUGAUCAUCUGUUCUCCCUAGAUGUGAAGCUUUGCAAUGGGAAGGUGGUUCAUGUGGAAGCUUGCAGAAAGGGAUUCUCUAGCUUUGGAAAGCAGCGAAUCCUUUGUCACAACCUUGUUGAUCUGUUGCGACAACUUAGUAGAGCUUUUGAUAAUGCUUACAAUGAUCUCAUGAAAGCAUUUUCAGAACGUAACAAGUUUGGGAAUCUUCCUUAUGGCUUCAGAGCCAACACAUGGUUGGUUCCUCCUGUUGCAGCACAAUUACCCUCAGUUUUUCCUCCCCUGCCAGUGGAAGAUGAAAGUUGGGGAGGAAAUGGAGGUGGUCUAGGAAUAGAUGGAAAAAGUGAUCUUAUUCCUUGGGCUAAUGAGUUUAUGUUGCUUGCAUCCAUGCCUUGCAAGACGGCAGAGGAAAGGCAGGUUCGAGAUAGGAAGGCAUUCCUUCUUCACAGUCUAUUCGUUGAUGUUGCCAUUUUCAGAGCCAUCAAAGCCAUCCAGCUUGUAAUGGAACAGCCGAUAUUAAAUUGUUCCGUUUCUGAUGGUCAAAUUCUCUACAAUGAUAGAGUAGGAGAUUUGAGCACCGUGGUCAUGAAAGAUGCUUCUAAUGCAUGCUGUAAGGUAGAUACUAAAAUUGAUGGAAUUCAAGCAACUGGACUGGAUCAAAAGAAUCUAGUAGAAAGAAACCUAUUGAAAGGGAUCACUGCUGAUGAAAAUACUGCUGCCCAUGACAUUGCCACUCUAGGUGUUGUUAAUGUAAGAUAUUGUGGCUACACCGCUGUAGUAAAAGUUGCACGGAGAGAGAAUGACAAGGCCAGUAAUCCAUCUCAAAGCAUUGAACUCCUUGAUCAGCCUGAAGGAGGUGCUAAUGCCCUCAAUAUUAAUAGUUUGAGAUUACUUCUUCACAAGACAGCACCUUCAGAGCCCAAUAAACCAGUAUCACAUGUCCAAACUUUGGAGCGUGAAGAGCUUAGUGCUUCCCAAGCUUCUGUAGAGAGACUCUUGGAAGAAAGUCUUGCUAAGCUUGAGGAAGAGGAAAUAGGAUCGGACCAUGUUGUGCGGUGGGAACUUGGAGCCUGCUGGAUACAACAUUUGCGAGACCAAAAAAAUACAGAAAAAGAUAAGAAGCCAUCUGGUGUAAAGAAGGAAAUGAAGGUUGAGGGGCUUGGGACAAAUCUCAGAUACCUUAAGAACAACAAGAAGAAAUCAGAUGGAAGCAAUAUGAAAGUGCAGUCUGAAAACUCAAUAUCCCAUCCAGAAGGUGUUAUUGGGGAAGUUAAAAGUUCUAUUUUGCCUCUGAUAGAAUCUCAGCUUGAGAGUGAUGUGAAAGAAAAUGAGCUUACAAUGAAGAGGAUGUUGUCUGAAACAGCCUUUACUCGACUAAAAGAAUCAGAAACUGGUCUUCAUUGCAAGUCUUUGCCAGAACUAAUUGACUUGUCUCGGAAAUAUUACACUGAAGUUGCUCUUCCUAAACUGGUAGCAGAUUUUGGCUCACUGGAGCUCUCGCCAGUUGAUGGUCGGACUCUUACUGAUUUCAUGCAUACCAGAGGUCUUCGAAUGCGGUCUUUGGGACAUGUAGUCAAGCUUUCAGAAAAGCUGCCGCAUGUCCAGUCACUCUGUAUUCAUGAGAUGAUUGUGCGAGCGUUUAAGCACAUUCUUCAGGCAGUGAUUGCUGUUGUUGACAACACGGAGAAAAUAGCAGUAUUAAUAGCUGCUGCAUUGAAUAUGAUGCUUGGGGUUCCAGAAAAUGAGGAAUCAAAUAGAUCUUGCAAUGCCCAUUCCCUUGUGUGGAGGUGGCUGGAGGUCUUCUUGAGGAAGCGAUAUGAAUGGGAUCUUAGUAGCUUGAACCACAAAGAUGUUAGAAAAUUUGCGAUUCUACGUGGACUAUGUCAUAAGGUUGGUAUAGAGCUGGUUCCAAGGGAUUUUGAUAUGGACUCUCCACAACCAUUUCGGAAAUCAGAUGUUGUCGGUUUGGUCCCAGUGCAUAAGCAAGCAGCCUGUUCAUCAGCAGAUGGGAGGCAACUCCUAGAAUCAUCGAAAACAGCUUUAGAUAAGGGAAAACUUGAGGAUGCAGUUGUCUAUGGGACAAAGGCUCUUGCGAAGCUGGUAGCAGUUUGUGGUCCCUACCAUCGGAUGACAGCAGGAGCUUACAGCCUCCUUGCUGUUGUUUUGUAUCACACUGGAGAUUUUAAUCAGGCUACAGUUUAUCAACAGAAAGCUUUGGACAUCAAUGAGAGAGAGCUGGGUCUUGACCAUCCAGAUACAAUGAAGAGUUAUGGGGAUCUUGCUGUAUUCUAUUACAGACUUCAACACACGGAGCUGGCUCUCAAGUAUGUAAAGCGGGCAUUGUAUCUUCUACAUCUCACGUGCGGUCCAUCUCAUCCAAACACUGCUGCAACAUACAUCAAUGUGGCUAUGAUGGAGGAAGGCCUCGGGAAUGUGCAUGUUGCCCUCAGAUAUCUCCACAAAGCUCUGAAGUGUAACCAAAGGCUACUCGGCCCUGACCAUAUUCAGACAGCAGCAAGCUACCAUGCAAUUGCAAUAGCACUGUCAUUGAUGGAAGCAUAUCCUUUAAGUGUUCAGCAUGAGCAAACAACCUUGCAAAUUCUACGAGCAAAGCUUGGCCCAGAUGACCUGCGUACUCAGGAUGCUGCUGCUUGGCUUGAGUACUUUGAGUCCAAGGCUCUUGAACAGCAAGAAGCUGCACGGAAUGGUACUCGAAAGCCGGAUGCAUCCAUAGCCAGCAAAGGCCACCUAAGUGUGUCGGAUUUGCUUGACUACAUCAAUCCAAAUGAUGACACCAAAGGGAGAGAUGGGGCAGUAAAGAGGAGAAGCUAUAUUACAAAGGUGAAGGGAAAAUCUUAUCAAAAUAUAAGCCUCGUAGGUUCUGAUGAAUCUCCAAAAGAAACCCCAAAAGAGGUUUCAAAAGAAGUUUCUGAUGAAGAGACACCUAUGCUUGAAACAGAAGGUAGUGCAGAUGAUAACCAAGAGAAUAGCUCUAUUCCUGUUGAGUCCCAAAAUUUUGUUGUGCAAAAGAAUGAAGAGGAAAAUCCAAAUAUAGCCAAUGAAAUAUUUUCUGAAAUGCAUGCUGAAGGAGAGGAUGGAUGGCAACCAGUUCAAAGGCCAAGAUCGGCUGGCUCACAUGUUCGGCGACUGAAGCAGCGCCGUGCCAGUAUUGGCAGGGUCUAUAGUUAUCAGAAAAAGAAUGUGGAUACUGAUAUGGAGUAUUUUCCAUUUAAGAAUACUCAAAAGAAUACCAAGUAUUACCUAUUAAAGAAACGGACAAUUUCUCAUGGGAGUUAUACAGAUCACCAAGCAGUGAACCCUGCCCAAGCUACCAAAUUUGGACGGAGAAUAGUGAAAGCUGUAACAUACCGGGUCAAGUCAAUUCCUUCAUCUACCAAAAGUAUUACAACAAAUGCCCCUAGAAAUAGUGGGCAGCUAGUAGGUUCUCCAUUACCUUGUCCGACUUCUGCACAAAAUGAUGUUGGUCCAGUGAAAAAUUCAAUUGUAGGUCUUGGAAAAUCUCCUUCCUACAAGGAAGUCGCAUUGGCCCCACCAGGCACCAUUGGUAAAUUUCAGGUCUGGGUGCCCCAAAGUGAUUUUUCAGAUAAACAGGAACUUGGCUUUGGAAAACACGAAGAGGGAAUUAAUGAAGUAAAAGGAAACGAUGAGCUCAUCCAAAUGGGGGUUGAAAGUAUAUCAGAAGGGAAUAAGAAUUCUAUAUUGAAUUCUACAGAUCAUUUGAAAGAGGAAAUAGGAAUUGCUGAGAAGCCGGAAGACACUCAGUUAACUGAUACAAUCGAAAAUAACUCUUCUUUGAAAGCAUCUGAUAUUGUGGAAGGACUUGAAUCUGGUAGUGUUGAGGUUCAAGAUGUGGUAGAGGCUAGCAUAUUGAUUGAUGGCGUGCCAGACUCUGUUGGUUCACCGAAAAGGGAUGUGAGUGGGAAGGAUUCAUCUAUCAGUACUGAAAUCCUCCAAAGUUCAAACUCAAUAUUGCAAGCAGUAGAGGAUUUGAAGGAGAAACCCUUGAUUCUGAAUGCAAGUGAUCCUCGAGGAUUUCCGAAUAAGAAGUUGUCUGCAUCAGCAGCUCCUUUCAAUCCCUCGCCAGUCAUUGCACGCCCUACGCCGCUUGCCAUGAAUAUUACUCUUCCUUCAGGUCCUGGUGCUGUUCCAGCUAUUGCACCUUGGCCAGUAAACAUGAAUGUUCACCCUGGGCCUGCAACUGUCCUAUCCACAGUUAGUCCUAUCUGCUCCUCCCCUCACCACCCAUACCCAUCACCUCCACCAACCCCAAACAUGAUGCAGCCAUUGCCCUUUGUGUAUCCUCCCUAUACUCAAAACCAAGCAGUUCCAACCAGCAAAUUUCCUGUAACGAGUAGUACCUUUCAUCCCACUCAUUUCACAUGGCAGUGUAAUGUGAACCCAACUGUAUCAGAGUUUAUUCCAGGUACAGUUUGGCAUGGAUGCCAUCCAGUGUUCUCUGUCCCACCACCUGUUGUUGAGCCAAUUUGUGAUCCUGAGUUGGAGACAAAACUGCAGCCUGAUGAAUCUGGAAGCCCAAGUUCAGCAAUUCUGCCAGUGGAAAUUGACAAUGUAGGGGAGGCAGGGAAAGAAGUGAAUCCUCUACCAUCAGAGGAAAUACAUAAUGCAGAUGAAGUAGCUGAGAUAAGGUUGGAGAAUACAAAGGAAAAUGGUCAUCCAAAUCUGUCUAACGUCGAAAAUGCUCUUAGUGAACCUACUUUGAGCAGUAGUGAGAAUACAAAGGUGAGCAGUAGCUCAGACGAAUAUGCUGGAAACAAUGAUGAAAGGAAAAUUGAUGGAGAGAGAACUUUUAGUAUUUUGAUCAGGGGGAGAAGAAAUCGAAAGCAGACCCUUCGAAUGCCAAUAAGUUUGCUCAGUCGACCAUAUGGCUCACAGUCUUUUAAAGUUAUUUAUAACAGAGUACUCAGGGGAAGCGAAACCCCAAAGUCUUCCAGCUUUCCUUCAAGAGAUGACUGUACAGCUAGUGCUACGUAGCCCAGUCUUUUCUUCUUUGUACCAGUCAAGCAUAGCAGGAUUGUUGAGAGAAAAAGUAGAAGAUACAGACCUUCAUUUAUGCUACGUGAAAGGGAAAAAGGUGUCUUGGAUUAUCCUGGCUCUUAUAAUCAUGAAGUGCCUUGUCUCAUCGGUUCUUGAUUGCACCACCUUUUGGAAAAAUUCAGAUGUGCUUUUAUUUGAGUUAAUCUUAAAUCAGCAAAAGGAAAUUGGUGAUGAAGGAAUAUAGGAUGGUUUCCCUAUGUUUACAAUAGGGAAUUUGAUGGACUUUAAUGGAUCAACUUUUGAGGUGACAAUUUUGGUUCUUAUAUGGUUAGGAAAUUUUAACAAAUUGGUCACAACAUCUACGGACUUGGUUUUUUUCAAUUUCCCCUCCAUUCCCAUGGGAAAUAAACUUGAUAAUUAAUUUGGUUCAAUCAUAUAUGACUUCAUUAUUUUUUUUGCU